UUGUCGUUUCCGUUCCAGCUUGCCCGGGCGACGUAUCAGGUCGAGCUUCGUGGCAAAGAAGGUGGCAGAUCGAAAUAUUAGAAGAUGUAUUUCGCAAGCGUGAUUUUGAGUUUAUUCUGCUUUCUGGCAUCUACGAAUGCCGGUGGGGAGACUUUAGUCCUCCUGGAUAAUUUAGCGAUUCGGGAAACGCAUUCAAUAUUCUUCAAAUCGUUGCACGAACGAGGUUAUACCUUGACGUACAGAUUGGCCGAUGAUGCUAACCUGGUCCUGUCCAAAUACGGCGAAUAUCUAUACUCUAAUCUAAUAAUAUUUGCACCUUCAGUCGAAGAAUUUGGCGGAGUUUUAAGCAUCGAUGCUGUAACAGACUUCAUUGAUGGAGGAGGAAAUGUUUUAGUCGCUGGAUCGUCUCAGUCAGGAGAUGUACUCAGGGAAUUAGCAUCCGAAUGUGGGUUCGAAGUAGAUGAGGAAGGUGCAGCUGUCAUUGAUCAUAUGAAUUAUGAUGUGUCAGAUGCGGGUCAGCAUACUACAAUCGUAGCAGAUACCAUAAACCUCAUUGAUGCCCCAGUUAUUGUUGGAGACAAAACAGUGGCUCCAUUACUUUACCAAGGAACCGGACUUGUAGCUGACGUUGAGAACCCACUAGUCCUUCAAUUGCUCACUGCCGCUAGCUCUGCUUAUUCUUAUAACCCGGAUCAACCUGUUAAGGAAUAUCCACAUGCUGUAGGCAGGAAUACUCUUCUGAUUGCUGCUCUUCAGGCACGAAAUAAUGCCAGGGUAUUGUUCUCUGGAUCUCUCUUCUUCUUCAGUGAUGAAGCUUUCACCAGUUCUGUUCAAAAAGCUCAAGGUGGUCAGUAUUAUGAAAAGUCCGGCAACGAGGCUGUUGCCAAGGCAAUGUCUCAAUGGGUAUUCAAAGAGAGUGGUGUUAUACGCGCAUCAUCUGUGAGCCAUCACAAAGUGGGUGAAAAGGAUCCCCCGACAGCUUACACAGUUAUGGAUGAUGUUGUGUACACGAUUACCAUUGAGCAACUAGCUGGGAAUAAAUGGAUCCCAUAUGAGGCGAACGAUUUGCAGUUGGAAUUCGUCAGGAUAGACCCAUUCGUUCGUGCAACACUCAAGAGGCUAACUAAUGGUCGUUAUGAAACAAGAUUCAGAAUCCCAGACGUCUAUGGGGUCUACCAAUUCAAAGUGGAUUACAACCGUAUUGGGAUAACACAUUUAUACAGUACAACGCAAGUUUCGGUGCGACCGCUACAACAUACUCAAUAUGAGCGGUUUAUACCAAGUGCAUUUCCCUAUUACGUCAGCGCCUUUUCUAUGAUGGGAGGUGUCUUUUUGUUUUCGCUGGUCUUUCUCCAUUACAAGGAUGACGCCAAGUCGAAAGCGGAAUAAUAGUGAUUUCAGUUGCAUAAAAAACUUUUUUAUCCUGUUCCUGUUUCAAUCUGCAUCUGUGUCCUUAUAAAUAAGAUGUACAUCUUUUACACUGAUCAACUAGGUCUAAAAUUGCAUAUACCACCAUGACAUGAAUCGUGUCAUUAAAUCAGUUCAUAUUCUUAUGAACAGAUUCAUUACUCCGACAAAAAAUGAAUUUCAUACAUUCAGCUGUCUAUAAAGCAAUAACGUUUGUCAUCACCUACAGUUGUCAUUUAUUGUACAACCUCUAGUUACUGUAGCUAAUGUAUAAACUCAUCGAAAUAAAUCCAUCAUAUUUCUAGA
Molecule: messenger RNA, 1713 nt
Organism: Athalia rosae (coleseed sawfly)
Lineage: Eukaryota; Metazoa; Arthropoda; Insecta; Hymenoptera; Athaliidae
Gene: Ost48
Product: dolichyl-diphosphooligosaccharide--protein glycosyltransferase 48 kDa subunit
Exons: 3
Coding region: 85-1389 (434 amino acids)
Cellular component (GO): oligosaccharyltransferase complex; endoplasmic reticulum membrane
Source: RefSeq, a predicted model, not a curated record